GGUAUUAUUGUUUCCGGGUCCGGGAUUACGACGAGAAGCCUCUGAGUCGUGUUAACAACAAGGUGCGGCAUGAGGAAGCGAAUGUAGCGUUCAACGAUCACUCUUAAGUAAAAAGUCAACAGAGAUGUACGCAGUAAAGUUAAUAUGUCUGUGUAUAUGUGCAGUGUAUUGUGCUGAGGCCCAGUCCUCCACUUCCAGCAGUACUUCUACAACCAGUACCACGACCAGAAGUAGUACAACUACAAGGCCGUUCUCACCCGUGUCUCCAUCGACAACUUUUAAUCCUCCACAGGCAUGGACCAAAGAAGAAUUCCCUAAUCCAAGAUUUGAUGUCUACAAGUGUGGAAGAAAUGGGGUGAGAUCGUGGGUCUGUGAUCCGAAUAACAUACUGAAGAUCUACGAAGGUGACCAGCUUGAUGUUAAGCUGGAUCGUAUUCGUAUUGACACACCGUGCCCGUGUGGUUACUGCCCGACAGAUCGAAGUGGAUACCAAGUUGCUAUAGCUGUAGUUCCGAAACUCGCUCUACCGGCUGGAGUUCCUGACACGUCAAAUGAGAUACAGAUUGCCAUUGAAAAGUUCGCCGAUUAUCUACGUAUCACCUCCUGGGGUUAUGGCUACUGCCAAGACAGCGUAGUUAUAGUACUGUCUACCCAACACAGAAAAAUAUGGACUUCUACUGGACCAAAAGCACGUCUCAAACUGACCAAUAACUGUAUCAACAAGGUGACGCAAGAAGUGAAAUCGUACUUCAGCGAUGGUCGGUGGGCUUCUGGACUGAACGCCAUGGUUUCUUCUUAUCGGGACGUCUUCUUAGGUCGCUUCAGCUGCGAUUCUACUGGCGAGGAGAGCGGGGGGAUGAUAGCAGGGAUAAUCAUUGGAGUCAUAGUGUUCUUCGGCAUUUGUUUUGUCGCCAUCUUCUGUUUCGUCCGAGGCGCCUGUUGUGGUGGAUUCGGCGGUGGUGGAGGCUGGGGAGGAAGUCAUUACCAUCAUCACCACCACGGCGGCUCCAGCUGGGGAGGUGGCGGUGGUGGUGGUGGUGGUGGUGGCGGUGGCGGGUAUUCUGGCGGAGACGGAGGUGGUGGCGGAGGGGGAGAUUUCUAGAGACCGUGUGUUAUAUGUUUUGUUUCUUGAAUGUCUUUGCAAACAAUUUUGCAUUUUUGAAAUUCUCCUUUACCCUUUACUAGGGUCAAAUAUUUAUUUUUCACUGGAUAAUGACAGAUAUGUCUCUUGUAAAAUGACGGGACUUUGCGUCAGAGAAAAGAGCACAUAAUAAAAUAUGCGGCCCUAGUACAGGGUACGUAAUAGAUACGAUUUGGCACUUAUUUUGUUAAUGUGCCUCAGAAUGAAAUCAGGCAUUUUUCAGCCCUUAAAAUCCUCAUCCAAAUAUGUAGAAUUAAUUAAAAGCAUUGUAAUAUGUAGCGGUCAAUUGUUUUAAUGACAUUUUAAGUAGUGCCUUGGUUAUUUUUUAUUAUUUAUUUAUUUAUUUAUUUUUUACAUUUUCGGAUCUUUUUUCUUUAAUACAGAAGUUAAAUGUAUAGUUGUAGACUAACAUAGCCUACUGCACAAGAUCUGUGAUAGAAUUGAUGACAAAAUAAAGAUCUCUCUCUCUCUCUCUCUCUCGGAAUGGAAUGUAUUACACAGAAGCAUUUCUUUACCUCAAAGAAGUAUUACACAGAAGCAUCUCUUUCCCUCAAUUUUUAAAAUAAAUUCUUUGUGAAA
This is a messenger RNA of Lingula anatina, 1720 nucleotides long. RefSeq lists its product as uncharacterized. NCBI's taxonomy places the organism in Eukaryota, Metazoa, Brachiopoda, Lingulata, Lingulida, Lingulidae. The record is from RefSeq and is a predicted model, not a curated record. Gene Ontology annotation, cellular component: membrane; acetylcholine-gated channel complex.